AGUAUAUAAAUUUACAAUUAUUCUUAUAAAUUUACAAUUAUUCUUGCUGUUCUACCCAAUUUUAUCAAGUUUUAACUACUGUAAAAUAUUAUUAUAAGCAUAGUAUAAAAUAUUAGCUAAACUAUUGGACGUCUUAUUUUGCAGGUACCAAUCACAAAACAUUUUUCACAUAAAAAUUUUAUAAAAGAGGAGAAUAAGUACAUGGUUCGGUCAAUUUAGCCUAAACCUUCAGGAAUUGAAACGAUGACAAAGAAAGCACGUAAAGUAUUAGAAAAAGAACAAGCGGCGUCCGCCGCUGCUGAAGCUGAGAGAAUUAGGACGCAAAUGAUUAAAGAUAUGCAAGAAGAGAUUCGAUUAGAAAAGUAUAAUACAGAGAGACAAAUAUUGCUUGAAGAACGAGAAGCGGCAAUGCGGAAAAUUCAACUAGAAAAGACGCAAUUUAUACUUCAUGAUUACAAAAAUGCAUUCAUGAAAUAUUUAAUUACUGUCGAAGAAGAAGAAAAUUGGAUUAGAUAUAUGACUUGCGAUGGUCUGCCAAAUCCUGGCAAUUUAUCUGAAAUUAAUACUUUUCUAUUUUUAUGGUCGAUGGAAGAUGAGAAAAUUGAUAUGAACAAACUUAUUGCGAAAUGUAAUAUAAUUAUUAAUUUAUUGACAAAACUCGACGAAAUAAUACAAUUUUCUUUAACAAGCUCAAUCAGUUAUAUAAAUGAAUGCAAGAUAAAUAGACAGGAAUUUCGAAACAAGCUUCAAGAAUGGAUAGACGCAGCGUGUUAUUCUCUUUUGCGUAAAAUAGAAAAGGAUAUGAUCCGCGAGAGCAUAAGAACGGCGAGAUAUACUAAUAUUUCUGAUAAAAUCAGUAUUUGUAUUUGGACUUUAAUAAAAUCGCCAAUUCCACUCAAGCAAGUCACCGAAAAAGAUCGAAAACCUAUAGAAGUCCUUUUUGAAGAAAUAGAGCUGACUGUUAAAAUGCCUGCAGACAUUGAUUGUUAUUGUUUGGCAAUACGAGCACUAUGGGUAAAGUAUAAUCACUACUCUGAUUCCGCAACUUCGUGCAUCAUACCAAAAUUGCCAGAAGAAUAUGAAAAUCUGUAUACCAUAGAUUUUUAUACUUAUUGUCAAAAUGAGUAUAAUACAAAAUUGAAGAUACGCGAGGAGCAGGUUGAAGGUCGUCGUCUUCGAUUAGAAGAAAAAAAAGCUAUACUUGAGAGAAUGGAAAAUCCACCAGUCCUGGUACCUACAAAGCCCGAAAGAAAAGGGCAAAGAAAGCCUGUUCAAGGAGUGAGACAUCCAGAAUCGGAACAGGAACCAGAAAAAUUACCGUAUUUGCCUACACCUGAUGAAAUUAUUCUGCAAAGAGAGGAUGAAACUCGAAAGGAAAUUAGAAAACUACUUUUCACACGUUGCGAAAAAACUGAGAUAAAUUUACGAAAAUAUAGAAUACUUGGUGGUGCAUUACACAUCGAUUUAGUUUAUCAACCACCGCAACCUAAGAAUUUACCAAAAAAUAUUACGCUUACCACACUGCAAAUUCCCAAAGUAUUAAAAUUUGUACCGUUUUGCAAGCCAUAUAAGGCACCGCCUCCAGCACCUGAUUCUGAAAGAACACCAGAAGUAAUCGAGGCAGAAAUGAAAGCACUUGAAGCUGCAAUGGAGGCAUUAGCUCUAGUAACUUUAAAACUUCCCAGUUCUAUUAUCUGGUUUGAACCACCAUUAGUGGCUCAUUGGAUACCUGAGAAAAAGAUAUGGCCAACGCAGGAUGUGCACGAUAUCAAAUAUAACGAGGAAAAGCAAACUAUUACAUUUAGAACCGGCAGAUUAGGGGUCCAUGGUCUUGCUACUUUAAAAUUUAUCAAUAUCCCUUUUCAAAGCUGGGAACUCAAGCCUGAAAUCGGUAGAAAUGCACGUGGUGGCAUUGUACUCAAUGUAUCCGCUGCUAUUGUUCAAGCAGAAUUUAUAGUCAGGGAGGAUUUAGUCUGCUUAAAUUCGUUGGCUGGUGGUAUGUCGACGGGACUUAAAGAGAUUAUUGGAGAGUAUAUGAAGCUGCAUAUCUUAAUUAAGAAGAUGCGCGACGCCGGAUGUGAUCUAUUUCCGGAACGAGAUGCCUUCAGUUACGUGAAAGCUCUUCCGGUAAAGCAUCCCGUAACUGAAAGGCACCUGCGGGAAUGCAUGGGUCUACUGUGCACAGCAUAUGCCUUCUCCUGGUCGCGUUGGAAUGCUAAUCGAAAUUCUAGGGAAAUUGUGAUACAAUUCAAAGAACUUCAUGGAUGCGUUGCAAAAGAGAGAACGAAUGUAACUCUUUUAAUAACUCCUUUACGAACGAUGACAGUAUCCUGUACUGAAGUGAGUUCAGAAUUUUCCACUAUAUCUUUAGAUGAUGAAAACACAAAGUUUUAUGCUGAUUUAUAUUACUUGGCACUAGAAAAUGCCGGAAUCAAAAGCCGUAUAUUGAUGAAAAAUAUAUCUUUUAAACUUGCCCAUACUGUCACAAAACUUUUAGGUUGUACUAAUGUAAUUAACAUGUCAUCGUAAAAAUUAAUUUCAAUCACAAACAAAUGAAUAAACAAUAUUCUUCAU
This is a messenger RNA of Pogonomyrmex barbatus (red harvester ant), 2574 nucleotides long. Its product is annotated as dynein axonemal intermediate chain 7 homolog. Gene Ontology annotation, cellular component: axoneme. The record is from RefSeq and is a predicted model, not a curated record. NCBI's taxonomy places the organism in Eukaryota, Metazoa, Arthropoda, Insecta, Hymenoptera, Formicidae. Gene Ontology annotation, molecular function: microtubule binding; beta-tubulin binding.